CACCUCAGAAUGGCUGGCUCACCCAAACGUGUGAUAUCCAGGCUGUACCAUGCCUUUCAGGGGGUGGGAGGCGGCGCAACCUGAAGAAGUAGCGUGUUAUUAAAGCGCAGGGCUACACAAAUUGUACGAGCAGAGCUGCGAGAACCGAGUACCUGUUUUCUUGUGGGUCUAUUAUCCUAAUGAUGUUUGAGAUUAAAAAAAUCUGCUGUAUUGGUGCCGGAUAUGUUGGAGGGCCAACCUGCAGUGUUAUUGCACAGAUGUGUCCUGAAAUUGAAGUCACUGUUGUGGAUGUGAAUGAAUCCAGAAUAAAAGCAUGGAAUUCAGACACACUUCCCAUUUAUGAGCCUGGCCUGAAAGACGUUGUAGAAUCCUGUCGAGGAAGAAACCUUUUCUUUUCCACUGAAAUAGAUGCUGCCAUUAGAAAUGCUGACCUGGUCUUCAUUUCUGUAAACACACCAACAAAAACGUAUGGAAUGGGGAAAGGUCGGGCUGCUGACUUAAAGUUCAUUGAAGCUUGUGCUCGUCGAAUUGUGGAAGUUUCUGAUGGCUACAAAAUUGUUACUGAAAAGAGCACUGUGCCAGUGAGAGCCGCAGAGAGCAUUCGACGCAUUUUUGAGGCAAACACAAAGCCAAACCUUAAUCUGCAGGUGCUGUCCAACCCUGAAUUCCUUGCUGAGGGCACAGCAGUACGAGACCUGAAAAAUCCAGACCGUGUCCUCAUUGGAGGAGAUGAUAGCUCAGAGGGGCAGAAAUCUAUCCAGGCUUUGUGUGCGGUUUAUGAACACUGGGUUCCUAAGCACAAAAUUCUGACUACUAAUACAUGGUCCUCAGAACUCUCCAAACUGGCAGCAAAUGCAUUUCUGGCCCAGAGGAUCAGUAGUAUUAAUUCUAUCAGUGCUCUCUGUGAAUCCACUGGGGCUGAUGUUGAGGAAGUAGCCAAGGCAAUUGGAAUGGACCAGCGAAUUGGAAGUAAAUUCCUUAAAGCCAGUGUUGGGUUUGGUGGAAGCUGUUUCCAGAAGGAUGUCCUCAAUUUAGUAUACCUUUGUGAAGCACUCAACCUGCCUGAAGUUGCCACAUACUGGCAGCAGGUCAUUGACAUGAAUGAAUAUCAGAGAAGAAGAUUUGCUUGUCGAAUUAUUGACAGCCUCUUCAACACGGUUACUGGGAAAAAGAUUGCACUGCUGGGAUUUGCAUUUAAAAAAGACACUGGAGAUACAAGGGAAUCCUCCAGUAUUUAUAUCUCAAAAUAUCUGAUGGAUGAAGGUGCAAAGCUACAGAUCUAUGACCCCAAAGUAUUGAAAGAGCAGAUCAUUCAAGAUCUUUCACAUCCAAACAUUUCAGAAGACAACCCAGAGCGAGUAUCUCAGCUGGUCACGGUGACCAAUGACCCCUACGAGGCCUGUGAUGGCGCACACGCACUUGUUAUCUGUACAGAGUGGGAUAUGUUUAUAGAACUGGAUUAUGAGAAGAUCUACAACAAAAUGCUGAAGCCAGCUUUUAUAUUUGAUGGCAGAAGAGUUUUGGACAGCCUCCAUCAUAAAUUACAGAGCAUAGGAUUUCAGGUUGAAACCAUUGGAAAGAAGGUUGCCACUCAUAGGAUCCCUUUUACACCAACUGCUGGCAUUCCAAAAAUUAGUCUACAUGAGCCUCCAGCCAAGAAGGCAAAAGUGUAAAGAACUUGGCAAACCUCUUAUUUCCUGUACCACUAAUAAAUCUGCAGCUUGCAUAUCAUUCAGAAUAUAGUUCCAGAAUUUGUAGACCUGCUCAGUAGCAUUGUUUCUUUACUUAGGAUAUUAGACUUUUCACAUUGUGUUCUUGUUAGCUCCAACUCUCCACCACCUUCAGUUUUCUCUGCUGCUGUUUUACAUGUGACCCUCGGUUUAUCGUCUCCUUUUUUAGGAAGCGGAGCUGUCAAUAUGGUGGACUUAAAACAGAAUGGACUGAGUAUAACAGUUGAAAGAAAA
Messenger RNA from Erpetoichthys calabaricus (reedfish), 1964 nucleotides. RefSeq names its product UDP-glucose 6-dehydrogenase (gene ugdh). The record is from RefSeq and is a predicted model, not a curated record. Gene Ontology annotation, cellular component: nucleus; cytosol. Gene Ontology annotation, molecular function: UDP-glucose 6-dehydrogenase activity; NAD binding. NCBI's taxonomy places the organism in Eukaryota, Metazoa, Chordata, Cladistia, Polypteriformes, Polypteridae. The coding region runs from base 180 to 1673 and encodes 497 amino acids. The transcript has 12 exons. Gene Ontology annotation, biological process: glycosaminoglycan biosynthetic process.